CCGUAGUAACCGCUUGAGUGCAAGCCUGACAUCUGGCGUAAAAAGUCAUCAUGACAGGGGUGUGUGGUUGUUGUGGAGCGCUGAGGCCACGCUACAAGAGACUGGUGGACAACAUCUUCCCUGAAGACCCAGAGGAUGGAUUGGUAAAGGCCAACAUGGAGAAGCUGACUUUUUACGCUCUGUCAGCUCCAGAGAAGUUGGAUCGGAUCGGGGCGUACCUGUCUGAGAGACUGUCUCGUGAUGUAGCUAGACACCGUUAUGGGUAUGUGUGUAUUGCGAUGGAAGCCCUUGACCAGCUGCUAAUGGCCUGCCACUGUCAGAGUAUCAACCUGUUUGUGGAGAGUUUCCUGAAGAUGGUGCGGAAACUCCUGGAGGCAGACAAACCCAACCUGCAAAUCCUGGGAACAAACUCUUUUGUGAAGUUUGCUAACAUCGAGGAGGACACCCCCUCGUAUCAUCGCAGUUACGAUUUCUUUGUGUCACGGUUUAGUGAGAUGUGCCAUUCCAACUAUGAGGACCCCGACAUCCGCACCAAAAUCCGAAUGGCUGGAAUUAAAGGUCUACAGGGAGUAGUGAGGAAGACCGUAAACGAUGAGUUGCAGGCAAACAUCUGGGACCCUCAGCACAUGGACAAGAUUGUCCCCUCACUGCUCUUCAAUCUGCAGUCUGGUGAAGGCACAGAGAGUCGCUCUCCCUCCCCGCUGCAGGCCAGUGAGAAGGAGAGAGAAAGCCCAGCCGAGCUGACAGAGCGCUGCUUUCGGGAACUGCUGGGCCGUUCCGCCUAUGGCAACAUCAAGAACGCAGUCACCCCUGUGCUUAUGCAUCUUGAUAAUCACUCGCUGUGGGAAGGCAAAACAUUUGCAGUGCGCUGCUUUAAGAUCAUCAUGUACUCCAUUCAGUCCCAGCAUUCUCAUCUGGUCAUCCAGCAGCUCUUGGGCCAUUUGGAUGCCAACAGUAAGAGCUCAGCCACAGUGCGUGCUGGGAUAGUGGAGGUCCUUCUGGAGUCAGCUGCCAUCGCUGCCAGUGGCUCUGUUGGCCCCACAGUGUUAGAGGUUUUCAACACGCUGCUCCGGCAUCUGAGGCUUAGUGUGGACUAUGAGCUCACUGGAUCCUACGACCGUAUUAACAUCGGCACCAAAAUAAUCAAAGAGCAUGAGGAGAGACAGCUACAGGAAGCUGUCAUCAGAACUAUCGGCUCAUUUGCAAACACGUUACCAACAUACCAGCGUUCUGAGGUGAUGCUCUUCAUCAUGGGGAAGGUCCCUAUUCCAGGAAUGCAUCCCACGCUGCCCUCUACAGGCUCAGGGCCUGAGGGCAACCGAAUGAUCCAAGUCAUGCUGUUGAAGUCCUUGAGACAGGUCACAUGUGGUUUCCAGACGACCAACAUGCUGACAGCUCUGCCAAACUCCUUUCUGGACCCACUGCUGUCAUUUGCUCUGCUAGAAGAUGCAGAAAUUCGACUGUUGGUGCUGGAAAUACUGGUCAGCCUUAUUGAUCGCCAUGACAACCUCCCCAAGUUCUCCACCAUCAGUAUCAUCUCUGAUAUCUCUGUGCUUAAACUCAAAGUGGACAAGUGCUCACGUCAAGACAACCUCUUCAUGAAAAAGCAUGCCCAGCACCUGUAUAGACACAUCUAUCUGUGCAGUAAGGAACAGAGCAGCAUGCAGCCUCACUUUGAGAAGCUGUACUCACUCCUGGCCCUCAUCAGCAUGGAGCUGGCCAACGAAGAGGUGGUGGUGGACCUAAUCCGUGUGGCGCUCGCUCUACAGGACUUGGCUCUGAGCAGUGAGGAGAUGCUACCGGUGUAUAACCGCUGUGCUAUUCAUGCUCUGUCCUCUGCUUACCUCAAUCUCAUCAGUCAGCUCACCACAGUGCCAGCGUUCUGCCAGCACGUUCAUGAGGUGAUUGAAAUGAGACAAAAAGAAAGUCCUUACCUGUUACCUGAGGAUGUCUUCAUUGAAAACCCAAAGAUUCCUAAGACACUGGAGAAGCUGGAAGGAGAGCUGUUGUUCCAACAGGCCAAGAUAACUGAGGUUCUUGGAGGAAGCGGCUACAACACUGAGCGACUAGCUACACCUUAUGUCCCACAGUUCACAGAUGAGGACCGGCUGUCAAAAAGAAAGAGCGUUGGAGAAACAAUAUCUCUGCAGGUGGAGGUAGAGUCCAGAAACAGUCCAGAGAAAGAGGAGAGAACACCAGCUGAAGAAAUCACAUUUGAAACACUAAAAAACACCAUCGUGGAUAGUGUAGGCGUGGAGGAACAGGAGAAGGAACGCAGGAGACAGGUGGUUGAGAAGUUCCAGAAGGCCCCCUUUGAGGAAAUAGCUGCCCACUGUGGUGCCAGAGCUACGAUGCUGCAGAGCAAACUUAAUCAAAUCUUUGAAAUCACGAUCAGGCCUCCUCCCAGUCCGUCUGGAACCAUCACAUCAGGUUACGGCCAAACCCAGAGUCGCUCUGUCCCCGUUUAUGAGAUGAAGUUCCCGGACUUGUGCGUUUACUAGUGCAGCUCAACUCAGGAUUCAGGAGCCUUCAGUAGCAGCCUGUGGUGCAGAGAGCUGGAGGGUUUUAAGUAUUGAAUUAUAUUUUGAUGUUUUGUGAUACAGGAAAACUAAGAGGUCAGCCCUCCUCUAUACUAUAAACCUCAUCGCUGUAUUGUCCUCUGUUAAGGUGACUACUACUGAAAGGAUUUUGAACAUUUGGAUUCCUGAUUUAGGUUCAGUACACGUUCAGUUUUCCCUAUUUACAAAUAUUUUUCCACAUAUUCAUUGAUACCCUGCACUUCUAUAACAAAAUCAGCUAACAUAAAUAUGUAUCUGCAGCAAAAAUCCAACUGAACAGAGGUGUAAGACCUGAGCAUACCUGGGUCAUAUUUAUCCCUUAAAAUCAAAAGAAAGAAAUAAUAUAUUUUGAAUAAGCAAAACUUUCCUAACUUCAGUACCAUUAAGAUUUUUUAACAUUGUGACAUUAUUUUCAUGAUAAUCAAACAUAAAAAUAGUUAAACUGUAAAUUAUUUACACAUUAGGAAUUAUGUCUUUAAUUAUGCUUAUUGUAAUGCUGAUUUCACUUAAAAUCAUUGCAUUAGUUAUUGUUUAUUGUAAUAUAAUAAAACUACAGGAACUGCACAUUUUUUACAAUACAAAUUACAAAAUGUAAUGUAUAUUAAAUAAAAAAAAAACGUAUUACAGUAUUAAGACUGAUAAUAUUUUUGAAUUGUCAUAAAAAUAAUGUGAUAAUGUCAAAAAAUGAAUGCUCAUAAAUAGGUUUCAUGUUAAUAUGGUCAUUAAUUUGACCAUAUUUCUGUUAGAUUCACCUUUAUUCUUUUUAAAGUGGAGUUUAAUAGUUCUAUAUUGAGAAAAGGGGGAAACUGUCAUCUCAUACAUUUUGAAAAAUCAAACUAUGUACCUUUCUACCUAAGUGUUAUCAGCAUCAGUGAGCCUCAUUAGUUGCACAAAUGAUUUUUCCUUGGUGCUAAUUUCUGUUCCUAGUAGUUUAAGUCUUUAGUAAAUGAACUUUUUAUUGGUAGUUUGUUUAUCACAGCGAUCUGCAUCUGAAGAUAUCUGGCUCUCAGAUCACUGGAGGUGAUGUCCGUCUUCUUCUUGUGUUUACAUUGUAAGCACAGUUGUUUCUAAGUGGUGUUAAGGAGCUCCGAUGCUGAAGGAACUAUUUAAUUAGCACUUUUUUAUUUAUCUAACCAUACUCAUUUGCUUAGCGUCUGUAGCCCGCUACAUUAUGCUUAUUUUUGAGUGCUUCCACACAGUCUUGUGGCAUCAGACAGUUCUUUUUAUUCUUUUUAUUUUGUAAGUUCAAGUAUCAUUUUUUAUUGUGUAUAUAAGGUUGCGUACAAGAUCUAUAAAUAUAUGUAAAUAAUUGUUUAUUUGUUUUAGAUUGCUCUGGUUUAGCUCAGAGUGUAUGUGUGUGCAUUUCCCCAUGAAGAACUAAGCAGCAUGAUCUCUCCAUUUCGAAAGUGUUUGCAAAACUCAUAAUGGCAGAUUUGUUUUGGUGAUUGACUGCUAGCUUCAGGGUUCAGAGACAAACGAAGAAAAAACAGUCCAUCAGGAACGGCAGCAUUGCCAUGCAUCACACUCCUGUUUUUUUUUUUUUUUUUUAAAUCCCAGCUAUGUAGUUUGAAUUACAUGAUGCUCUACAAAUAUUCCAGAUCAUGCAGAGACUGGUAUUUCAGUGCUGAUCUGUGUCUCUAAAGACAGUAGAAUAUUUAAAGGAUAAUAUACAGCCAGGGGUUUAUUUUACAGUUUUGAUCAUCUGACUGUACGUUAUCCUGCUUAGUACACGGCUGCUUACCGAAUAAAUAAAUAUAUGGAGAUAACACUGUAAACUUAUGUUGAAAUUAUUCAUCUUAUUUGUCGAUUAGCUUACUUGUGUUAUGUAUCUGCUAAGCAAAAUAGUUCAUAAUAACAGAAAACAGUCUGCAAAUAGUAACAAGACAAGCAGUGCAACAAUAUUUCAGUAUUAAUUUAUAUAUUAUUUUUAAUCUGCAAUCCAAGUUAUUUUUUGUUCGGACUAGUUGGCUAACAUUUAACAAGUCUUCCACUAUUUUAAUUUCGGUCUCACCCAGUUCAUUGUAUUUCCAUUUUUUUUAUUAUUAUUAAUUUUCUUGCUUAAACUGGAAGCUCCUCCUGAGCUACCUUCUAUUGAAUGUUUUUUUUAAAAAAGAUAAAAAAAUACAAAAAUAAAAAAACUUAUCACGGUCAGAUAGGCAGUUUUAGUGCAUUAUAAAAAAUUGGCCAAUACUCAAGAACCUAUUUUAGAGACCUGUUAAUAAAGAAAGAAUUAUAAUUAUAUUUUUCAUCAUUUGAUGAGGGUUUUUUUUUUUUUGGCUUUUAUAUUGAGGUGGUGUAAAUGAUGAGAUUUAUUACAGACAUUUAUGUUGUAUGCAUUUAGUCCCAUUCUUUGUGUGGAAUGUUUUUGUAUGGCUGUGGAUUUUUACAGUGCCAUGAAUUGAAGAACUGCUUUGCUUUUUAUGCUACCGGUUGGUGACUGCAUACAGUAUAUGUUUUAAGUGUUACUUUACAUGUUUUUUAAGACCAUAUAAAAAGGAGGCCAAGUAUGACAGCAGAUUAAAUAAAUAUUCAUUUGUAUUAUACAGUCCGAGCAUAGAUAUUAUAGCGAUCCAACAAAAAUGACCAGAUACCUAAACAGUAAAUGCUAUAAUGCCUGUAGUCAGUAGUGUCUUUAUCACAGUAGUAGGAGAUGCUGUUCUCAGUAUUAUUAGUAUUAAAUGCAUUUGCUAUUUAAAUCUAAUUAUUCCCUUGAAAUGAAUCUGAGAUAAUAUGACUGAUAUAGAUGCUCAGUAUAGUUCUGUAAAUGCAUCUCACAUUUCUUCAGCAUUGUAGUUCAGUAAUGAAUUUAAUGUUUGCGGGAAUUAAUUUAAUUAAUUUCUGGGCUGUGAGUGACAUGUCAAAAUUAGUCAUUAAUUAUAACCUCUCUGCAAUUCAAGUGUCAUUUAAGCUGGAGUCUUGAAAUGGAGAGUUCUGUUCAUGUGUAGCAUUGAUGAAAUAUCAGUCACAGUUACGUUCUGUCUGGAUGAAAGUUUUCCCCACGAUUUGUUUGUGUUAAACUGCAAAUAGACAAUAAAACAUUUUCGAUACAA
Molecule: messenger RNA, 5608 nt
Organism: Cyprinus carpio (common carp)
Lineage: Eukaryota; Metazoa; Chordata; Actinopteri; Cypriniformes; Cyprinidae
Product: EFR3 homolog Bb (S. cerevisiae)
Biological process (GO): protein localization to plasma membrane
Cellular component (GO): plasma membrane
Source: RefSeq, a predicted model, not a curated record